AUGGCGGCGGGUGUCCUCCCUCUCCUCCCACCGCUCCCACAGCUCCAUCAUGCUGCCGUUUUGUUGGCUGUGUUCUUCCUGGUUGUGUGCGCGUGCCGCGUCGAGGCUAUCGCCACACCACCAACACCAAACAGGGCCAAGCUGGCGCAAGAUGACAGCGGCGCUGUGCACGUCAACUCGAGUGACCCAGCGACCCAGCCCGUGUUCCUGAAUGGCGUCAACGUCGUUUCGGAGAUGCAAACGCUGCGUGGAACCGUGGUGGCACAGCAGAGCAUCUUGCAGGCGUACCAGUCAACGGUUCAAGCACAGCAGAGCAUGAUCGCAGCACAGAACUGCACGCUUCAAUCCCAGCAGAGCAUGAUCGCCGCUCUUCGAGGCAGGGUGUGUGAGGCGACUGCCAGCACAUUUGGGCAGCUUGGCUUGUCUUCAUACAAGUGGCGUGGCGGGGUUUUGGCCAACAACGGUCUCAUCUAUGCGGCACCUCACAACUCACCUUCCGUCCUCAUCAUCGAUCCCAGAACCAGCACCGCUGACACAACCACAAUCUCCGGACUCGGACCGGAUCCAGCCAAGUGGGCGGGUGCCGUGCUGGCACACAACGGCCUCAUCUACAUGUUCCCAUCAAACAGGGAGACGAUGCUCAUUAUCGACCCCGACACCAAUACGGCUGACACCACAAGCAUCCACUCGCUUGGCUCGACGAACAGCAAGUGGCUGAGUGGUGUGGUGGCUGACAACAGCCUCAUCUUCGGUAUUCCAUUCGCUGCGGGCUCUGUGCUGAUCAUUGAUCCCAACACCAACACAGCCGACACCACAACAUUGGCUGGGCUGUCGACCCAGGAUGCCAAAUGGUAUGGCGGAGUGCAAGCAGACAACGGGCUGAUCUACUGCAUCCCAUUGGCCGCAUCUUCCGUCCUCAUCAUCAAUCCAGAGUCCUUCACAAUGGACCUCACAACCAUCAGUGGCUUCAGUGCAAGCGCCAAGUGUUCCACGACCACACUCGUCAUCAACCCGACCACCAACACUGCAGAAACCCUCGCCGUGCCCGAUUCCGCGGGUUCAGGAAAGUGGGUCGGCGGUGUGCUGGCACCCAACGCCAACAUUAUCGGCAUCCCACACGGCUCACCAUCAGUCCUUGUCCUCGAUCCAGCCACCAACGCAACCGACACAACAACCAGCACCAACUUUGGCGGAUCUUCCGAGUGGUUCGAUGGCGUGCUCGCUGACAAUGGCCUUGUCUAUGGCAUUCCAUACACGGCAGAUGCAGUGCUCGUCAUCGACCCCGGGUGCUGAUCUGCCCAUGCGUUCUCUCUUUUGUUGGUGACCUAAGGACCCUGCUUCUCUUCCGUUCAGCCGUUCGUGUGCGCGUUCGUUUGCUUGUUUGUUGGUCUUUUUCUGCGUGUCGUGCCGUGUGCGGAUGCGCUUUCCACCCUCGUGUUGCUUUUACUUGGUGCCACGUUUGGCACGAUUCUGUUGGAUCGCGGUUACGGCCAACACUCCCGUCCCUCGUGUGUUCUUCCGUUCACCUUGUUUCCUUCCGCUCUUCUUGCUUCUCUCCGAUCCCUCGUACUCCUUUCCGUUCCUUCCUGUUCCUUUCCGCUCCUUCCGUUCCCUGUUUUUCUCGUAUUCCCUUGUGUUCUUCGUGUCCUCCUCCACUCACUGUCGCUAUCCCAGCUCACGUUCUUCACUCACGUUGCUUUCCGUUGAUUCACGUUCAGUCACCUCACACACAUACAUAUCCACGGAGUUUGCC
Salpingoeca rosetta is the source of this 1753-nucleotide messenger RNA. RefSeq lists its product as uncharacterized. The transcript has 2 exons. The record is from RefSeq and is a predicted model, not a curated record. Gene Ontology annotation, molecular function: protein binding. Bases 1 to 1293 code for a protein of 430 amino acids. NCBI's taxonomy places the organism in Eukaryota, Choanoflagellata, Craspedida, Salpingoecidae.